CUAUGUGUUGAACAAUACUGCAGGCUGUUGAUUCAAUACGAUUUGCAGUAUGUAUCAGGUAUUUAGUUUGCGGUUUAAUAUGAAUCUGUGGUGGGGGCGGUCUGACAGGAGGCAGGGUGUUACUCGGCACAGCUGGGCGCAGAGUAGGGUUGCCAGUGGAGAGAGAGAGGCUGCAGUGGCCUGGGCUCGCACUGGGAAACUGUCUGGACAGGAGGGAGGGUCGGGGAGGAGUCGCAGCUGCACAACAAACACUACACACGCACUGCACCUCUCCCCGCACACUCCGCCUGGGCUCUCCCUGUCACGGCCACUCACUCGGCGCCGGAUCCCUGUACCUUGGCCGAACUGUGCCCUUCCCACUGCCCAUGAAGAAACCCCCGCCGGAUCAUGGCGCCAGCGGGCCCUAGCAGCGUGAGGCGGCAGUGCAGGAGGUGCCUGUACUGGAUCCCGGUGCUUUUUAUCUUCAUCAUCGUGUGUUGGUCCUACUACGCCUGUGUCAUCCAGCUGUGUAUAGUGACCAUGGAGAACAUUGGUGAGAAAAUUGUGUGCCUGAUAGCCUAUCACUUCUUUCUGCUUCUCUUUGUGUGGUCCUACUGGAAAACCAUUUUUACAUCACCGAUGAAUCCUGCUAAAGACUUUCAUCUGUCAUAUUCAGAUAAAGAAAUUUUGGAGAGGGAGCCAAGGGGAGAAUCUCAGCAAGAUAUUCUGAGAAGGAUGGCCAAGGAUCUUCCUGUCUACACCAGAACAAUGUCAGGAGCCAUCAGAUACUGUGACAGAUGCCAGCUUGUGAAGCCUGACCGCUGUCAUCACUGCUCCGUCUGUGAUAAGUGCAUCCUGAAAAUGGACCAUCAUUGCCCUUGGGUGAAUAAUUGUGUUGGAUUCUCCAACUAUAAGUUUUUUCUGCUCUUCUUGGCCUAUUCGCUGCUCUACUGCCUUUUUAUUGUUGCCACAGAUUUACAGUAUUUCAUCAAAUUUUGGACAAACGGCCUGCCCGACACACAGGCUAAAUUCCACAUCAUGUUUUUAUUUUUUGCUGCUGCCAUGUUCUCCGUGAGCCUCUCUUCUCUUUUUGGCUAUCAUUGUUGGCUUGUAUGCAAGAAUAGGUCUACAUUAGAGGCUUUCAGAGCUCCAGUAUUCAGGCAUGGGACAGAUAAGAAUGGCUUUAGCCUUGGCUUUAGCAAAAACCUGAGGCAGGUAUUUGGGGAUGAAAGGAAGUUCUGGUUGCUGCCUGUAUUUACAAGUUUGGGUGAUGGUUGCUCAUUCCCUACCUGCCUUGUAAACCAGGAUCCUGAGCAGGCCUCCACACCAACUGGCGCUAACACAGCAACAAAAAGUAUUGAAAACCAUCCGUUCCCAGCAAAGCCUCUGCGUGAAUCUCAGAGCCACCUUCUUACAGAUUCCCAAACAUGGAAUGAGAAUAAUGGGAACAGUGAAAAAGGAAAACUUGGUAUGAGCAACCCGGGAUUAACCAUCGAAAAUGAAACCUAGAUCUUCACAAAAGAUGGAGCCGGUGUACAAAGUAUGAGAGCAAGCAGUUUAUGUUGGAAAGAAGUCACGCUCCCAUUGGCUCACUUUACAUUUGUGAUGAGGCGGAUGUGAUCACAGCGAACGAUAACAGCACCUGAUUGGCUCCCUCCAUCCCCGCUUCAAACAUGGCAACAGCUUCCUGGCGCUCUGGUAUUAUACGAACAGGGAAAGGUGAACAAACAAAAAAACUCCAUUGUGGAACUGUAGACUAACGAGGUUGGAAGUCAUUAUAGUACAUAGCUGGAAGUCGUACCUGUGUUGUAAGCAAUGUAAGACUGUAUUCUGACUGUGUUUAUGAUACGAUAGCACAAACCACAUCAAUGUGAUUCCUGCUCUAAAAUCCCUUUAUCUUCUAUUUCUUGAAUGCAAAAAAAAUUGUUUUCCCAAAAUAGAACAAUGGCAGUAUAUUUUGUACUGUAGGAGUAACAGUAUCCUAUUUAAUGAGGCCAAAAUAAGUCUCACCGAUAUCAUACACUCACAUUAAAUGAAACAGAAAAUAAUGUUAUUUGCACAUAGGGGUUACUAGGUAAAUAAUCACUGUAAAAUGCUAUUUAAGUCCAAUGCUAACAAGGCCUGUAUUUUCCCCAAAGCAUUCCUUUCAUUCAUCUGGACUUCUUUCUACUAGUUUUAUUGUUUUACCCUGUAAAAUGACAUUUUUAAAAAACAAAAAAAAAUACUUCUUUUGGUUGGAAUGUAGCACGUUUGGCAACACCGGAGCAUUAUUUUUGCACAAGUUCUGGAAUGCCCUCAGUUCUUUAUAGGGACUGCUCGCGUCUCAAAAAUAAACUCAUCAAGUAUUUUAAUGAAUUUUAUUCCGAGCCGUAAAGCAGCAGUAAAACAAAAAUAAUUCACUGGACUCAACAUGCUAUUUCUUUCUUUGCAAUACAUACAGAAUUAACACACUUAUUUCAUUGUUUGUUUAUAUGCUCAUGUCUGCAGAUGACUUUAAUAUGUUGAAUAAGCAACCGCCCAUUCAGUUCCAGAGUAUAGUAAUAAUAAAUGGGUUUCUGUGUAAA
Molecule: messenger RNA, 2543 nt
Organism: Xenopus laevis (African clawed frog)
Lineage: Eukaryota; Metazoa; Chordata; Amphibia; Anura; Pipidae
Gene: zdhhc2.S
Product: zinc finger DHHC-type containing 2 S homeolog
Exons: 13
Coding region: 388-1488 (366 amino acids)
Cellular component (GO): membrane
Molecular function (GO): acyltransferase activity; protein-cysteine S-palmitoyltransferase activity; palmitoyltransferase activity
Source: RefSeq, a predicted model, not a curated record